This is a messenger RNA of Melanotaenia boesemani (Boeseman's rainbowfish), 4903 nucleotides long. It is a transcript of the gene pcif1, whose product is annotated as phosphorylated CTD interacting factor 1. Gene Ontology annotation, cellular component: nucleus. Gene Ontology annotation, molecular function: mRNA (2'-O-methyladenosine-N6-)-methyltransferase activity; RNA polymerase II C-terminal domain binding. The record is from RefSeq and is a predicted model, not a curated record. The transcript is spliced from 16 exons. Lineage: Eukaryota; Metazoa; Chordata; Actinopteri; Atheriniformes; Melanotaeniidae. Bases 118 to 2319 code for a protein of 733 amino acids.
AGAUGUCUGAGCAGGCGGGGAGGGAGCGGAGCGGAGGACUCGAAUCAAGCUCGCAGGACUCGCAACUCUCUGCUGUGUAAACAGUCAAGGUCGAUGUCACUCUGACGAGCAGCUGAGAUGUCCAAUGACAGCCAAGGAUUGGUGAAGGGGGAGGCGGCCGCUACUAUAAUGCCUCCCUCUAGUUCCACCUCUGCUCAGGGAACGCCCCUUUCUCCAUCCACCACCUCCAAAACACCUGAGCUACCAGACGAGUUGGUCCAGGCCGGAUGGUCCAAGUGCUGGUCUCGAAGGGAGAACCGGCCGUACUACUUCAACAGAUUCACUAAUCAAAGCCUGUGGGAGGUUCCAGUUCUGGGUCAGCAUGAUGUCAUUUCCGAUCCUUUAGGUCUGAAUGCAGCUCCUGCAGAGGGGGGCGACAGUAACGUAGGCAAUGGUCAGAGGAAGAGGAGGAGCUCUGAAGAGCAAGGGGCGGGGCCUAACAGUUUAAAACGUGCAAAGGUGGAGCCCACCACGCCCAUCUCUCCCAGCGCCCCUGGAGUCAAACCCUGGAGUGCCGCCUCUGAGGACAAACAGGCCCAGACAGCCACACCUACAACCACAACCCCUAGCCCCGCCCCUGCCCCAUACCGACCAGCUGUGAUCUACUGGGAUCUGGACAUCCAGACCAAUGCCGUGAUCAGAGAGCAGCCCCCUGCCAGUCACCUGCCUCCACACCCCGAGAUUGAGCUGCAGCGAGCACAACUGGUCACCAAGCUGAGGCAGCACUACCACGAGCUGUGCCACCAGAGAGAAGGUAUUGAUCCGCCGCGGGAGUCGUUCAAUCGUUGGCUGCUGGAGAGAAAAGUAAUUGAUAAAGGCCACGACCCGUUACUGCCGAGCGACUGUGAGCCCAUCGUCUCCUCGUCUAUGUUUAGAGAGGUGAUGAACGACAUCCCCAUCAGGUUGUCUCGUAUCAAGUACAAAGAGGAGGCCCGAAAGCUGCUGUUUAAGUACGCUGAAGCUGCCAAGAGGAUGAUUGACUCCAGGAAUGCGAGUCCAGAGAGCAGGAAGGUGGUGAAGUGGAACGCCGAGGACACUAUGAACUGGCUGCGCAGAGAUCACUCCGCCAGCAAAGAGGACUACAUGGACCGUCUGGAACACCUGAGGCAGCAGUGCGGUCCUCACGUCACCGCCGUCGCCAAAGACUCGGUGGAGGGAAUCUGCUCCAAGAUCUACCAGCUUUCUGCAGAGUACAGCCGCCGCUUGCGGCAGACACACCUAAGCCUGCUGCAGGACCCACCCGCAGAGACAUGUGCUUCGCCGCCACAGUCCCGGUUGGUCUACUGUUACCCAGUUCGACUAGCGACCCCGACGCCGCCCCUCCCCCGAGUCGAGCUGCACUUUGAAAAUGAUGUGGCGUGUCUGCGCUUCAGAGGGGAGAUGGUCAAAGUCAACCGAGGUCAUUUCAGCAAGCUGGAGUUGUUGUACAGGUACAGCUGUAUUGACGACCCUCGCUUUGAGAAGUUCCUGUCAAGAGUUUGGUCCCUCCUCAAAAGAUACCAGGGGAUGUUUGGCAGCAGCGUUAACGAAGGGACGGGUCUGCAGGGGGCGCUGCCAGUGUCUGUGUUUGAAGCGUUGAACCGACAGUUUGGAGUUUCCUUUGAGUGUUUUGCAUCCCCGCUCAACUGCUACUUUAAACAGUUCUGCUCCGCCUUCCCCGACAUUGAUGGCUUCUUCGGAUCCAGAGGGCCGUUCCUGUCCUUCAGACCAGUCAGCGGCUCGUUCGAAGCAAAUCCUCCUUUCUGUGAGGAGCUAAUGGAUGCCAUGGUGAUACACUUUGAGGAGCUGUUGGACCAGUCCUCAGAGCCUCUGUCCUUCAUUGUUUUUGUCCCUGAGUGGAGAGAUCCAGUAACUCCGGCUUUGACCCGCAUGGAGGGAAGCAGAUUUCUGCGACACCAGCUGAGUGUUACGGCAUACGAGCACGAGUACCGAUCUGGGAGUCAGCACAUCUGCAAGAGGGAUGAGAUGUACUACCGGGCAGUACAUGGGACCGCGGUAUUUUUCCUCCAGAACGAUGCCGGUUUUGCGAAGUGGGGUCCAACUCCGGAGCGUUUGACCGAGCUGAUGGCAGCUUACCGCCCAACUUUGUCCCGCACCUCCUCUCUGUCAUCUCCUGGCCCCGCCCACAUUUCCCCUACAGAUAGAGACUCUGCUCCUAAGGCCUCUGACAGAACACAGAGCGACGUGGUGUCACCUAGUGGCCAUGACGACAACAACAACAAUGGUAGCAGCAGCAGUAGCAGCAGCAGCAGUCCUCAAGAUAAGCUAGCUGCUGUAUAGAAGGACGGGGCUUGUAGUGACCAUGCUCCUGGUGUAUGUUUUCUGAAGCCAUCUUGUCCUUUAGAUUGUCUCUCACCAGCACCUGUAGCGCCCCUGAAAGCCCUCCAUCUGUUGGCUCUUGUGAUUGGUUGAAUCUCUGGAACUACAUGCAGCUGAUUCAUGUCCAGGUGUGGCACCUGUACCUGAAAAACUUAGGCAGAAGCAGGUGUGUCACAGCUCCACCAAUAACAAGCCACCUGGGAUGUCAUGUGGCUGGGGAGGAUUCUGAUUGGCUCUCAGUGGACUUGGUGAUUGUUUGGCUAGGCAGCUAUCGUUUCUAAAGAACUCAUCUUUCUUUGACUCGGACAGAAUCUGGAGGACUUCUGCCUCUUCAGAAGGACGGAGUGGAAGCGUUAGAGCUGGAUUCAGACUGGUGAGCGAGGACAGAAGGGGUGGGGUUAAAGAUGGUGCGGAGCUGCAGGAGACUCUCCAGGUCUCGUUCCUCAUUCAGAGUCAUGUUCAUGUGUUUAAGAUAAACAUCACGUUUUGAUGACCGCUAGUUAACAUUAAUGUUCUGUAGCCUCUAUGUCAUGUGACCUCUUUAAAAAAAAUCUAUUUUCAUAAAUAUGAAGAUGUUUUAUUAAAUGUAUGUGUUGACAUUUUUUUUAUUAUUAUUAUGGUUGUUUGAUUUUUCUAUGUUGCGUUAUUAUUUGGACAGUUUUAUUCAAAGUUUGGGAUGGUUCAGUCUGGUUUAGUCCAGUUCAGUCUGUGGACUUUUGGCUCCUCCCACUUCUCUCUGACUCUGCAGCAGCUGUCUGCUUUCCAAUUUGGCUGAUGGUGGACCUAUCAGACGUCUGUCUCCGUGUAAAUACUGUACAGUUGGACUGAUUUGAGGUCUGUUGAUGUUGUUUUUUUAUUUGAUCUAAUUUAACCUUUUUAAAGAGAUGAGAUGUGUUUGUGUUCUUCCAGAACCCAAGUUUGUUUUAACCAGAACCAAAGUGUGAUGAUGGUGCAGAACGUGUGUACAGUAGAGUGUAUAACAUAGUAUAGUCGUGCAUGAACAUGUAUGGGCUGUAAACCAGAACGACUGCCGUCAUGUGACCAACACGUUACUUCCUGUCACCUGAUCUGAUGACGUUGUAAGGAGACCAAAAAUGAAGUGGAGACAUUUUAUUGGUCCCAUCACAAACUACAGCCCAUCUAAUGUUAAUCAUCAUUCUGAUGAUGAAGAGCAUGUUUCCACGGAAACGCCACCUGACGUAUUCUCUCCUUUUGAUUCUUGAAUCAGAAACUAAAAACGUCUCCAGUUUAUUUUCAGUCUGAUACAUGUUUUGUUGUUUUUUGUUUGUUUUUUUUUCUUUGUCUGUGGCACUGGUGGUGUCUUGUUGAACUGCAGAGGAUCAGACCUCGGCCCGUUCCAGGGUCCUCUCAGCUGCAGAGUGUAAAUACAACCUGUCCUUCAUCCUGCCUGCAGACAAACUGCAGCUUCUCAGUAAAAAAUAUCAGAAUGAAGCCAGACCUCCUUGUCAUUUUGCCCCUGUCGCAUCAUCACCGUCAGGGGCAGGGCAAAAGAAGCAGAACCUCCACUCAGGCUUGGUGGGGUCUCCUGUGAUGGUUCUGGUGUUUGUCAUCAGGUGUUAAGGGUCUGAGCACACUCGGGUCAGCAGCAGAUGUGUAGAACAGGAAGUUACUAAAAACUACUAAUAGCUGUUUCUAGACUAAAUUUAGGCUUUGACAUCAUCACGUAAUGACCUCAUAUCGGACCUAUACACAGACUGACUCAGUUGCUGGUUGUGGUUGCCUUGGUAACAAGAUACAGGUUAAACACAUUCUCGUGUAGUGGUUCAGCCAUCUGGAUAGAAAUGUGGAUACUUACCAAGUCAACAGUUCAUUCACACAAACAUCAUGAGAACAAGAAAAUACCUAAAAAUGGAGCUAGAACACCUGAAACUGGAGGUAAAAAACAGACCUUACAUCAUUAUGGUAAACUGAAGAAAAUUAAAUAACACUAUCAAUGAUUUAUCGUUCAUUAAUUGGUUGCAUAUUUAGUUUAUCUAACAGCUACUGCCUGAACAAAAUGCGCCUGAAUGAGUUAGAAAUUGAUAUGUAUUUUUUUAUUUGCAGGAUUACAACAGAUAAAUAAUCACAAUAUGGGCUAUACUUGUGAGCUGCUGACAUGUGAGCAAAUUUUGUUUAAUGUUUAAAAAAAAAAAAAAAACACUACAAACAUAUUUCAGCUCAACUUUACACAGCUUGACAAAUAAUCAUGGUUACCCUUCAUGGCUGGUCAGAAAUCUGAUCAAUAUGCAUCCCACUGGGUCCCAGUAGAUCCAGUGAGUCUAAAACUGGGUACCAAAUUUCAGUGAAAAAGGUCAGUCUUUCCAGUGGAAGAAUUCUGAGUACCAGUCCUGCAGUGUGGCUGAGCUCUUGGAAAUCCAGUGUUUCACGAUAACUUCUUGCAACAUAAAACAAGUCACAUUGUUGUAGCAUUGUAUUUUUUUUUUUUUUUUUUUUUUUUUUUUUUGUGAGGUACAUCAGCUGCUAAUAUACAGUGAACGGGAUAACUCGAAGUUUUACCCAAUAAAGAUAAUUAUUUUGCUGAUGA